GGGGCACUCUUCCCCACCUCCCUCCCCUCCCCCCGCCGUGGCGUCUGACGUCCCGCGCGUCGGCGGCCGCGGAGCAGCGCCGGGAACCAGGCGGGCCGCAGACUGGGUGUGAAGAGAAAAAAAUGACACUCCAAUGGGCGGCAGUUGCAACCUUUCUUUAUGCUGAAAUAGGACUCAUUUUAAUCUUCUGUCUACCUUUUAUUCCUCCUCAGAGAUGGCAGAAGAUUUUUUCAUUUAAUGUCUGGGGUAAAAUUGCAACUUUCUGGAACAAAGCUUUCCUUACUAUUAUAGUCCUAUUGAUUGUUCUGUUUCUAGAUGCUGUGAGAGAAAUAAGGAAAUAUUCCUCUACUUCUUCCAUUGAAAAGAGCUCACCCAGCAGACCUGGUGCCCAUGAACAUACACAGAUGAAACUUUUUAGGUCGCAAAGAAAUCUUUACAUUUCUGGAUUUUCGCUAUUUUUUUGGCUAGUUUUAAGACGUCUGGUUACCCUUAUUACUCAGCUGGCAAAAGAACUGUCAAACAAAGGAGUACUUGAAACCCAAGCAGAAAAAACUAAUGUGGCUGCCAAAAAAUUCAUGAAAGAGAAUGAAAAACUAAAACGGCUCUUGAAAAGCUAUAACAUGGAAGAAGAACACAUUUUGGAAGCAGAAAAUAAAAAACUGGUAGAAGACCAGGAAAAACUGAAAACUGAAUUAAAGAAGACUUCAGAUGCCCUUUCUAAGGUGCAAAAUGAUAUGAUGACGAUGAAAAUGCAAUCAGAGAGACUUUCAAAAGAAUACGACCGACUCUUACAAGAACACUUGGAACUUCAGGAUCGUUCAUGGAAAGGCAACAAGAAAGGCCUGUGAACUGUGUGAAAGAAGAUUGUGAUACACCAUGUCAAGAUAAUAAAUUUGUUAUGUUAGCCGCUAGAAAAUUUAAAAUUCAGUUCAGAAAAAUGUACCAUGACUGGCCAAUAUUUUUUUAAUGCCACAUAUAUGCUGUUAACAUAAUGGCAUCACAAUGUUUGAUAAUGUUUCACAUAUAUCAUAAAGUCUGUAUUCCAGCUCUUACGUAAAAUAGAACCAUAUUAAACACCUUAUUUAGAUGUUGAUAGUAACACUGGUUUGACUGUUUUACCAAUAGAAGGAAAAAUUCAUUAGGUAGUUACUUCCAAAAUUAGAUUUUUAAGUUGCAUGAAACUAUUAAUAGCCUUAAAAACUUUGAUGAGUUUCCACUAACAAUAAUCUAAUCAGAUGAUGAUGAUGAUUUUGUAUAUGAAUAUAAUAUCCAGUAUCAGCAAAUUUGUUCAUGGGGAAAAUGAAUAAGGAUAAAUAAUCAGAGCUUGCUACUAUAUUUAUAGGGAAGAAUCAGAAAGAACAAAAAAGAACAAUUACCUUAGUUUUUUUUUAAGCCUGAUGAUACUAUGGUUUACUCUCAUAAGACAAUUCUAAUGAUAAUUAUAUUUUGUUACUGUGCUUCUGUAUUUGUUAGACUUUUUGUUGACAUUUGUGUUAAUAACAUAAUUAGUAAGCAUUCUACCUUUUUAAAAUUUAGCUAGAAAUGGAGUUUACAUCUAUUUGCAUAACUGUCACAGCACUGAAUUUAAAUCAUUUUACAACAAUGUGGAAUUCUUGACUCAGAAAGUUAAUGUACAACAUAUCCAAAGUGUUUGGAUAUGUUAAUGUACAACAUAUCCAGCAAGUGUUUCCCAUUGCUGUGAGAGUUACUAAUUAUACAAAUAUUACCUCAAGUACACAUACACUGGUAUCACAGUUUCUGAGAUGUAGAUGUUUCUGUAUUCUGAAAGCUAAAUAUUAAAAUAUUAUUUUUCCAUUCAAAUAUUAAUUUAGAGUUUCCUUUAGAAGAUGAUAAUGAUUAUAACAUUAAUAUGAUUUAGGCUGUUCCAGUAUUUAGACAUGAAAAUCAUCCGUGUCUCACAAAGACCUAAAUAUAAAAGAAAAUGGAAAAUAAUUACUAGGGUUUUUACUUUACUGAUAUUUGUUUCAUCUUUUGUUUAUUAUCAUUUUAGCACUAACUCUACACAUCUCCUUUUCAUUGUAAAUGGAUGAAAUGAGCAAGUACAUAAGAAUUUCAUUUCAGAUAAAAGUCAGGAGUUACUGCUAAAAAACAAGACACGUAGAAGACAUUUAAUGGUACUAAGAAAUGGGAGUUAGACCAUAUGGGCUGACAACACCAUAAAUAACAAGGAAAGGGAGGGAGUGCUGAAACAGGACAGAACUGAACAAAUGACAGCUCAAGGUAUCAACUUAGAAGUAUAAAGUGAGAGCUACAUGGGUAAAUGUAUAAUGAGCGUUUGUGAUUCUGGCCUACUAUAUAGAAAUCAAGUCCAAUGAUAGAGUAACAUAUAGAAUAGUAGAAAAUACAAAGCUUUAGAAUUGAGAGAAGUAAAAUCUAAUCCCAGCCUCACAAUAAUUUAGUCAUGAGGUUUUGAACAAAUUAUUUAAACCUGCUAGACUUAUAUUUCCUCAUCUCCAAAGUGGGAGUAAUAACAUUUAGUUCAGGAUUACUAUAUAAACUAAGAUAGCACAGUGAUUCUCAAAGUUGCUCAGACUGUAAAGCAAGGGGAAUGUCUGGGUGCUUUUUGAAGAGCACGAAGAUUUGAAAGAUUUCCUGAGAGUACUUUAAAGCGUAUAUUUAAGUAAUCUUAGACCUCAAUUUUAUAGAUCAGCAACCUGAGUUUAAAAAGUUUAAACCACUUUCCCAAGGUAACAUGGAUAAUUAGAUCCAAGGCCAGAAUCUGAGUCUAGAGUUCAGGUGUUCUGGUUCCCGAGAUAUUAUUCUAGUCUUUAUAAACACAAGUUAGCCAUAAUUUGCUAAAUAAAACAUUUGCAUGUUUUAGCCAGGGUUUGAACAAGAAACUUUGGCUUUAGAGUCUGUACGUUUCCACCAUACUGAACUGCCCGUCAAGCUAUGCUUGUUGGUUCUAAUUACUCUCCUUGCCAAUGAUAGUGUAUCAAAUCCUAUUAGAAAUAAACAUGUAUUUCAUGGA
This is a messenger RNA of Pteropus alecto (black flying fox), 2992 nucleotides long. It is a transcript of the gene BCAP29, whose product is annotated as B cell receptor associated protein 29. The coding region runs from base 123 to 848 and encodes 241 amino acids. NCBI's taxonomy places the organism in Eukaryota, Metazoa, Chordata, Mammalia, Chiroptera, Pteropodidae. Gene Ontology annotation, biological process: endoplasmic reticulum to Golgi vesicle-mediated transport; intracellular protein transport. The record is from RefSeq and is a predicted model, not a curated record. The transcript has 8 exons. Gene Ontology annotation, cellular component: endoplasmic reticulum membrane; endoplasmic reticulum.